AUGAAGUUCACUGCUGCAAUUGCUACUGCCAUCCUCGCCAGCGUUGCUGUCGCGGCUCCCGAGCGUGGCCUCGAGGCUCGCCUCAAGGCCCGCGGCGCCGGCAAGGGAUCCCGACCCCUCCAGGCAGUCGCCAGACCUGCCUCGACCAAGAACCAGACCAACGUCGAGUACAGCUCCAACUGGUCCGGUGCGGUUCUGGUGGAGCCUCCUUCUGCCGCGGCGACUUACACUGCGGUGACCGGCACCUUCACUGUUCCUGAGCCCACUGGCAACUCUGGAGGCAGUCAGGCUGCAUCUGCCUGGGUUGGUAUCGAUGGAGAUACCUAUGGAAACGCCAUCCUCCAGACUGGUGUUGACUUCACCGUGACUGAUGGAGAGGCCUCAUUUGAUGCCUGGUAUGAGUGGUACCCGGACUACGCCUACGACUUCAGCGGCAUCGACAUCUCUGCCGGUGAUGAGAUUGUUGCCAUUGUCGAGUCCUACACCUCGACCACCGGUAUUGCUAUCAUUGAGAACAAGAGCACCGGCCAGAAGGUCACCAAGGAGCUGUCAUCCAGCUCCAGCCUUGGAGGACAGAACGCAGAGUGGAUUGUGGAAGACUUCGAGGAAAAUGGUUCCCUCGUCGACCUGGUGGACUUUGGCACUGUCACCUUCACCGGUGCUGUUGCCAAGGCCGCAGGAGGCCAGAGCGUUGGCCUUACGGAUGCUACCAUCAUCGAGAUCGAGGAAAAUGGCCAGGUGGUCACUGAUGUUACCAUCGACAGCGACUCCGAGGUGACCAUCACCUACGAGUAA
Messenger RNA from Aspergillus costaricaensis CBS 115574, 795 nucleotides. Its product is annotated as A4/G1 family peptidase. Gene Ontology annotation, biological process: proteolysis. NCBI's taxonomy places the organism in Eukaryota, Fungi, Ascomycota, Eurotiomycetes, Eurotiales, Aspergillaceae. The record is from RefSeq and is a predicted model, not a curated record. Gene Ontology annotation, molecular function: glutamic-type endopeptidase activity. The coding region runs from base 1 to 795 and encodes 264 amino acids. The transcript is spliced from 2 exons.